UUCGCGUGUGGGUGGUUGUGUCUAAGUCAGUGUUUUAUUUUUUCUGCGUGGAUUUCUAACAUCCUACUGAGCUUUUGGGGUUUUUGUCUUUUGUUCUCAUUAUCAAGUCGACCUGUGAUCGGAUGUUUAAAACCCCCCAAAUCGUGAGAGGAACAAGACUUCAGAGCAGAAACCUCAGUCUCAGACGUCCAUCCAGCAUUAUAAAACAGUCUUUCUCGUCCACAGACCACAAACAAUGAAGCUGUUGCUGUAUUGUAUUCUCCUGACAGUCGGACUGGCUACUGGCUCCCGCAGUCCACUGAAUGACUUCCAGCGCUCUGAGGGUAGAGAGCUGGUUCCCACCUCCUGGAACUCAGCUCGAGUGUUGCUGUUGCCGGGCCUGAGCCUGGAGGACUGUGCCACACGCUGCUCACAGUCUCUGGACUGCAGAGCGUUCAACUACGAGACACGUCCGACUGUCACCUGUAAACAUCUGCCCUGGGUGGGCGAUGGGAGCAAUGCAGAGGUGAAGAGAAACGUCAACUGUGACCUUUAUGAGAAGAAGGUCUAUGUCAGAAAGUGCAUCGUGGGUAAAGGAGAAGACUACCGAGGGAAAGUCUUCACCACAAAAAGCGGGCUCACCUGCCAACAGUGGUGGUCUAAGUUUCCUCAUGAUCACAGGUGGACUCCCACAGCUACUAAUGGUCUGGAGUUGAACUACUGCAGGAAUCCAGAUGGGGAUCGUAUCGGUCCGUGGUGCUACACCACUGACCCUGAGAGGCGUUAUGAAAGCUGCUACAUCCCCCAGUGCAAAGAUGAGGUAUGUAUCACAUGUAAUGGAGAAGACUACAGAGGGCAGGUUGACCACACUGUGAGUGGCAGAGAGUGUCAGAGAUGGGACCAGCAGAACCCUCACCAACACAUCUACCAGCCUGAAAAGUAUCCUGAUAAGAGUUUAGAUGAUAACUACUGCCGUAACCCUGAUGCCUCUCCAGUGCCCUGGUGUUACACCACAGACCCUGAGGUGGAGAGAGAGAACUGUGAGAUCAGCAAGUGCACUGAGGUGCGGGUUGAGAAACGCCAGCGCUCCAGCUUCACGACCAACUGUUUCCGUGGCCGUGGGGAGGAUUAUCGUGGUAAAGUCAACGAGACAACAUCAGGUAUCCCCUGUCAGCGGUGGGAUGCCCAAUACCCUCAUGAGCAUCCCUUCUACCCAAAUACAUAUGAAUGCAAAGGUUUAGAGGAGAACUACUGUCGUAACCCAGAUGGGUCGGAGGCUCCCUGGUGCUUCACAUCUGUGCCAGAGAUGAGGACUGCUCUCUGCUUACAGAUCAAACGCUGUGCAGACGACAUAGAGGCUGAAGAUUGCUACCAAGAAAAUGGGAAAAACUACAAAGGCAUGGUCCGCAAAACUCGUAAGGGGAUCACCUGCCAGAAAUGGAACGUUAACACACCUCACCGGACCAGGAUAAACCCAAAGACGCAUCCUGAGGCCAAUCUGACAGAGAACUACUGUCGUAACCCAGAUGGGGACCAGCACGGACCCUGGUGCUACACCACCGACCCCAAAACUGAGUUUGACUACUGUGCCAUCAAACAGUGUGCUGGAGAGAAAUCGCCUAUGACUGAACCAGUAGCAGAGCUCAGUGAGUUUAGUGAGUGCGGGAAGAGAGAGGACCGCUUCCAGGUUUCCAGGUUGCGUAUCGUGAAUGGGAUUCCCGGGAACUCGCCAUGGACAGUGAGCCUCAGAGACAGGAAAGGAAACCAUUUCUGUGGAGGAUCCCUGGUAAACCCCAGAUGGGUGAUCAGCACCAAGCAGUGUUUCUCCUCCUGCUAUGUGGACCUGCCCGGGUACUCGGCCAUGAUGGGAACACUGUUUCGUGAUCCACAAGAAGGAGAGUCUGGUGUGCAAACCAUCCCGCUUACCAAGAUCGUCUGUGGACCCUCAGAGUCUCAGCUGGUCAUGCUACAACUGGAAUCUCCUGCCCAGUUUAAUGAGCGUGUCUCUCAGAUCUGCCUCCCUCCUGAGCGCUACAUUGUAGCUGAGGGGACGAACUGUGAGAUCGCAGGAUGGGGUGAAACGAGAGGGACUGGAGAUGAGACCGUCCUCAAUGUGGCCCAAAUACCAGUUCUUAGUAACAAGGAAUGCAACAAAUACUUCAGAGGUCGUGUUCGCGAGAAUGAGAUGUGCACGAGCUCAUUCCAGGGCGGGGUAGGCGCCUGUGAGAGAGACUACGGCGGUCCUCUGGCGUGUAAGAGCAUGGACUGCUGGGUACUCGAGGGUGUGAUCAUCCCCAUGAGGCGCUGCGGACACCCGGGGCAGCCCAACAUCUUCAUCCGUGUCUCUGUUUACGUGGACUGGAUCAAGAAGGUCAUGGAGAUGGCUUAGAAACAGAGACUGCCAUCCAACAGGGACUGAUUAAAUCCGCUGUCAAAGCCCUCAAGACCAGUUAUUAACUUAACCAUAUACUUUUUUUCUUCUCAGAUGUCUGUUUUACAUUAAAAAAUAUUAACAAUUCA
This is a messenger RNA of Siniperca chuatsi (mandarin fish), 2499 nucleotides long. It is a transcript of the gene mst1, whose product is annotated as macrophage stimulating 1. Lineage: Eukaryota; Metazoa; Chordata; Actinopteri; Centrarchiformes; Sinipercidae. Bases 236 to 2368 code for a protein of 710 amino acids. Gene Ontology annotation, molecular function: signaling receptor binding; serine-type endopeptidase activity. Gene Ontology annotation, biological process: proteolysis. The record is from RefSeq and is a predicted model, not a curated record. The transcript has 18 exons.